Molecule: messenger RNA, 1116 nt
Organism: Penicillium daleae
Lineage: Eukaryota; Fungi; Ascomycota; Eurotiomycetes; Eurotiales; Aspergillaceae
Exons: 2
Coding region: 1-1116 (371 amino acids)
Biological process (GO): tRNA wobble position uridine thiolation
Cellular component (GO): cytosol
Molecular function (GO): tRNA binding; sulfurtransferase activity
Source: RefSeq, a predicted model, not a curated record
AUGCCGGCUAAAGAGUUGGUCCGUCCUUGCAUGGACUGCAAGGAUGCAGAGGCUAUCCUAGAUACCCGAAAGAGGCAUUAUUGUGGGGAGUGUUUCAAAGCUUUCGCCUCCCACAAAGUGCUUAUGCGGAUGUCCAAAUACAAACAAAUGAAAAAGACAAUUGGUCAAGCACCCAAGCUGCUGCUCCCACUGUCCCUGGGUGUCUCCUCGUCGGUCCUGUUGCAUAUCCUCAACGGCGAUAUUGAACGCCAACUCGCCAAGACCUUCGUCAAUAUUGGUUAUGAACUCAAUAUGAUCGUUGUCGAUCCGUCGACCAUUCUCACGCCAGAUACCAAACACGAUCAGGUUUAUGAGGCCGUUACGAAGGCUUUCUCGAAGCUUACUUUCACACGACUGCCACUUCACAGUGUCUUCGAGUACGUCCCCGAUAUGAAGGAAAUCAUCCAAGAGUAUGCUGGUCCAAGAUAUAUCGAUGACGAAUCACGGUCGGAUGAGUAUCGUCUCACGGCGUUCCGAGCUGCUAUCUCCACUGCAACCUCCAAGGCCGACCUCGACUCCGUGCUAUUGACUAGACUUGUUGCUGGAUAUGCCAAGAGUCUGGGUUGCGAGACUGUGAUCUGGGGCGACUCGGAUACUCGACUUGCAGCGAAGACACUUGCCGGGGUUGCCAAGGGCCGAGGUGCCUCGUUAACGUGGUCAGUCUCCGACGGCAUGACGCCUUGGGGUGUAGCCUUUGACUUCCCGCUCCGUGAUCUGUCUAAGCCUGAGCUUGAACAGUUUAAGGGUGUCUGCAAGGAGCUGUCAGACAUCGUUAUCCCUGAUGAGCCUGUUUCAGACAAUGUCCUGACCAAGAACCUGUCUAUUGAUGAGCUCAUGAUGCGCUACGUUCGGACGCAGGGAGAAAAGUACCGUGGUGUCAUGGCGAAUGUGUCGAGAACUGCCAACAAACUUGAGUCUACCACCGGAUCGGACGAUGCUUUAUGCCCGUUGUGCGGUGGACAUGUUGGGAAUGUCAAGGGUAAUUCCGGAGUCACGGUCGCAAACCAAUCCAGCGAUAAUUACAGCUCCAAGUUCUGCUACGGAUGCAUGAGGUCUCGUCCAGAAGCCACUUGCUAA